GUUGUUUAGUUUUACGGGUGGAAGAUGACACUCGUCAGGCCGUGAUGACGUAGCUGCAGGUCGAUCCCUUGGAUCUCAGCGAGCUUUUUCUGCUUCAGGUUGAAGCUUGCGUUAUUUCCACAGUCGAGCAGCGGUGUAUCAAUACUAGAUUGCGCGUGCACAUGCCCCCCCCUCCCAUCAUUUUCACGCCCCGCCUUGUCCACUGUGGAAUUAGUGGGGGGGGUUUCAGCCGUUCGUUUGUAUGUUUUUUUCCGUCACAUGGGCUCUCUGGGUGCAAUGUGAGCUGUCGAACCUGGCUGCGACUCGUUUGACAACGAUGGGGAUUUGAAGGAGGGACCGACGCAGCGCGACUCCGCAUCUUUCUCCCCGCAUCCUCUCCGCUGCUCGGAGGCUCCAGAGGAUCAUGCAACACCUCAAGCCAUGGCGAGCUCUGCUCCUUUUAACCACCCUGUGCCAACCAGCAAUCUCAGACAAAUACGGUUGCCUGUUUGAGAGACAGCUGUGCUCAUGGGAUCAGUUCUGCUCAGAUGACGGGCUGUUUGGUCAGUGUCGUACCUCUAAGCAGGACCUGGUCCAGUAUCAGGUGACAGUUCCUGUUCUGAAAAGGAUGCAGGAAGUCCUCAAACAGCUCAUGCAAGAAGGUCUUUCCUGGCAAAAUGACAUCACCCAAUAUAUUUUAUCGAAGGAGCUGAAAAGAGUUCCCCAUACGACCCGCCCCUCUAAGCCGAACCCUUCUUCCUCCUCUUCUCAUCCGUCUCAAUCCAAACAGAACAUCCCUCACCAACAUAGUUCUAAAUCGGGAUCCGCACCUCCUGGUGGCAACUAUCUGGACUAUAUGAUAGUCGAGUCUCCCCAGUCUCCACUCCGCAUGCAGACGGCCUCGUUAGACCCCUACACGUACCACCAGCAUAGAUAUGAAGAUGACAUAGAGAGGUCACUCAUUGGAGCUGGAGCUGGUUAUGCCCGCCCUUCAUCAAGGUCCCAGGCCAAUCAACGAGAUCAAGAGCGUGACAGACAGCUGCUACAGGAAGCCUUGUCUCAGUACCUGGCGUCGGCACAGCCCGCUUACCGCCAACGGGGGGGCUCAUCCGUGUCUCGUGCAGGUCUUCCUUACUAUGAAGACCUGGACCUGGCGAUACCAGUGGACUACGUGGAAGACUACACCCUGGAGGAGAGACUCGGUACUGCAGGCAGACAGCAAACACAGCAGAAUAAAAACGUUCCUCCACGGAUCACCGCUGUGUCAGGAAACAACGACGGCCUUCUCCAGAGGAUGUCAGGAGUCUUGAAGAAGCACAGAGUUGACCCGAGACAGCUGAGUCAAGAGCAGCUCUACAAGCUGGCCCUCAUUCUGCAGCUGAGGCCAACCCAAGACACAACAGAUCCGAUUGAGAAAGACCCCAUCUCCCCCAACGAGAUGCAGCUAUUGAAAACAAACAGUUACUCCCAAAAGCCGGGGAGGCCCGCCCCUGCUCCUGGGCCUCCCGGGGCCCCGGCUGCCCCCACCUUCUCCUCAGUCCCGGCUACACCUCAAGCCAAGAGUGCGAGCCUCCCCCCUUCUGCCUCCCAGCCUCCGCAGGCCGCGCCUGCAGAAGCUGGACCAGGCUUGAAGGAGCAGGGGCUAGAACCGGUUGAGGGUACAGGAGCCAAGGAGGAGUACGGCUACAUAGUCACCGACCAGAGUCCCUUGAACUUGUACGACGGAGUGAAGCUGUUGCAGCUACUGGCUGAUAAGAUUCACCUGACAACCAGAAGCUUCAUCAACAUAAGUGCGGUGGGCCCUGCGCUGACGUUCCGGAUCCGCCAGAAUGAUCACAACAUGACGGCAGCAGAGGUGGCCGCUAAAGCGCUAGCUGUAAAGAACUUCCUGGAGUCUGAGACAGGCUUAAAGAUUGUGCAGACCGGUGUGGGAGAGAGAACAGAUGCACGGGGUCUCCCCCAGGUAACCAGGGUUUCGCAGGGCUCCAGCGGCACCGUCAUCACCCUCGUGUCCAUGGCGGCCGUAGGAGGCGUGCUGGUAUUGGCCAUGGCCGUGGCCUGUUUCAGGCACCACGCUCAGCAAGUGGCCGGUGGCAAGCUCGGACUGGGGCCAGAAGGAGGAGCAGAAACGCACUUUGACUACCAGGAGCUGUGUCGGCAGCACAUGGCCUCUAAAUCCCUGUCCCGCCAGGACUGUGUGGGCGCGGCGAGCAGCGGCAUGGCGGGCCCCGCCGUAGCCACGGGCGCCGGCGGCCGGAGGGGUACGGACACGUCCCGCGUCAGCAGCGUCUCCUCGCAGUUCAGCGACGGCCCCCAGCACAGCCCGUCCUCCACCCACAGCUCCACCCCGUCCUGGAGCGAGGAGCCAGCCCAGUCCAACAUGGACAUCUCCACGGGUCACAUGAUACUGGCUUACAUGGAGGAUCACCUGCGUAAUAAGGACCGCCUCCAGAGGGAGUGGGAGGCCCUGUGCUCCUACCAGGCCGAACCCAGUUCGGUGGCCGCGGCGCAGCUCCCCGGCAACGUGGACAAGAACAGACGCGCCGAAUCUCUCCCCUACGAUCACACCCGGGUGAAGCUGAAGAGUGACGUCAAUCACAGUAAACAAGAUUACAUCAAUGCCAGCAUCAUUUUUGAUCACGACCCUCGCCAGCCAGCUUACAUCGCCACACAGGGACCGUUGGCUCACACCGUCGCUGAUUUCUGGCAGAUGGUUUGGGAGAACGGCUGCACAGUGAUAGUGAUGAUGACAGCUCUGGUGGAAGAUGGAGAGAAGCAGUGCGAGCGGUACUGGCCCGAUGAGGGCUCAUCGCUGUACCACAUCUAUGAGGUGAACCUCGUGUCGGAGCACAUCUGGUGUAAAGACUUCCUGGUGCGCAGCUUCUACCUGAAGAACGUGCAGACGCAGGAGACCAGGACCCUGACGCAGUUCCACCUGCUGAGCUGGCCGUCUGAGGGCACGCCCACCUCCACCAGGCCGCUGCUGGAUUUCCGCAGGAAGGUGAAUAAAUGCUACAGAGGUCGUUCCUGCCCAAUCAUCGUUCACUGCGGUGAUGGCACUGGCCGGACUGGCGCCUACAUCCUCAUUGACAUGGUGUUGAACCGCAUGGCCAAGGGAGUGAAGGAGAUUGACAUUGCCGCCUCACUGGAGCACAUCAGAGACCAGAGACCAGGCUUAGUGCGCACCAAGGACCAGUUUGAGUUUGCGCUGACAGCGGUGGCCGAGGAGGUGAACGCCAUCUUGAAAGCCUUGCCGCAGUGAGCCGAGGAGGCGGAGGGGACGCCCAGCGGGGCGCACGGAAAGAGGUGGAAAGGAAACACUUCAUGUAUGUCAGGCCAUCAAAUAAGAAUUUGCCGUUACUGCUCUUGUGUUCUGCAUGCAGUAUUUUACCAUCUGUUCAAUCUCUGGGUCUCUAAAACUUUUUGCAACUUAUAUCAAAUUAUUUUUGGCAGGAUGUAAAUAUGGACAGAAGAUCAAUUUGUUUCACCAAUAUGGCACACGUGUCAUCUUUUUUUCUACCUAAUUAGACACAACAAUGAGGCCAAAAGGUGAUGAACUUUGCCCUUGUCUGACAGGAUAGAUUGCACUUCUGUUUGAUUCCAUCUUUGCUUCGUUUCCCUUUCUACUGGACACGAUGACAUCACCUCAAAACACUCAACAUCAACAGAUGAUUUACCACCAACACUGAGAGGGUCCUUCGGCCGUUCCAUUGAACAUUACAGUUUACGUGGUUUAUUGUUAAAAAAUGGUGUCAAAUUCGUAGGACCUCGAUCCGGCUGAUACACAAACUCUGAGUGUGUUGUAACUGUAACUGCUAAUGUCUCGUGCGUGUUGAUUUCCAGCCGGUUUUCAUUUGUGAGGCUUGUCUCGUCUGCCGUGACAACAUGAUAGUUUGCUCUAAGCACUGGUCCUUUUGUAACGGAUGCUGUAGGUUGAUCGGUACACCUCGCCCUCGCCCUCUUUCUGCAGACAAAAUACCUUCUUGUUGUCUGACUCAGUGUACGGCCUUGUGAUUAAUGUAAAUAAUUCCUCCUGAUCAUUGUGUUUAUUUUGUGUAGCAGACAGAUAAUAUCUGUAAAAUAUCUAUAAAAAUGUAUUUUUGACUUGAUCUGAAUAAAUUUGUGACGUGAUGCAGCAAAAGAAAACUAAAAAACAAGCCUCGAGCUCA
Pungitius pungitius (ninespine stickleback) is the source of this 4148-nucleotide messenger RNA. It is a transcript of the gene ptprna, whose product is annotated as protein tyrosine phosphatase receptor type Na. NCBI's taxonomy places the organism in Eukaryota, Metazoa, Chordata, Actinopteri, Perciformes, Gasterosteidae. Gene Ontology annotation, biological process: insulin secretion involved in cellular response to glucose stimulus; regulation of secretion; protein dephosphorylation. The transcript is spliced from 24 exons. Gene Ontology annotation, cellular component: secretory granule; synapse. The record is from RefSeq and is a predicted model, not a curated record. Gene Ontology annotation, molecular function: protein tyrosine phosphatase activity. The coding region runs from base 404 to 3241 and encodes 945 amino acids.